Molecule: messenger RNA, 2906 nt
Organism: Acanthopagrus latus (yellowfin seabream)
Lineage: Eukaryota; Metazoa; Chordata; Actinopteri; Spariformes; Sparidae
Gene: pax1b
Product: paired box 1b
Exons: 6
Coding region: 822-1847 (341 amino acids)
Biological process (GO): anatomical structure development; regulation of transcription by RNA polymerase II
Molecular function (GO): RNA polymerase II cis-regulatory region sequence-specific DNA binding; DNA-binding transcription factor activity, RNA polymerase II-specific
Source: RefSeq, a predicted model, not a curated record
AUUGUGGUAACGUGCUGCAGUUUUGAAGUGAACUGCCCCUUUAUAUUAAGGCUGCUGCAGGUCUGAAAGAAUGAGCUGUGAACACUGAACCUGCUGCUCCUCCGCUUAAUGAGGCGUUCAAGUGCUCCUCCUCAGCUCUUACAUCUGCCUUUAUCUGAAAACCAGGGACGGAACCUAUAUGUGUAACCUGAACUGCAGCUAUGUUUCCAUGUGUAGCUUAAGUGCCACGGCAGUUUUAAGAUCGUCUCCAUCUUCAACUCUGAUCUACACAGUGCUCCUGUGCAAUAAAGGCAUAUUACCUAUUUCAGCCUAAACUGUGAUGGACAUGUUGGAAAAAAAAAACCCAAGCAAACUAUGAAACAACUGGUUUUCAGCUGUUACAGCUGACUCAGUGUGGAGGGACCUUAACUUUACUUUAUCAAAUGACUUGUGCUACCCCUGUCUUCUGAAGACAUACCCCUGUGUGGAAAUCAGUCGCUAGAGUGGGCUCAUGGACUUCUUCAAAUUCAGAGGAGGGAAUCCAGCAUCACUGAGUCAGAUGGGACAGCGUUUCAUCAGCCUGUAAUGACGUGUUCAGUGUCAACAUGUGGACUUAAGAGGAAUGAGGAUGCAGCUUUACAUUCUCCAAAGAGCCCUCCAGGAGCCCUCUUUUUCCUGGGUGCUGACGCUGAAUGAUCCUCCUGCUCUGCAAACAGGAAACGAUGACAUGACUUCCACCCGAAGGAGGAGGAGCAAGAGGAGACGGUUCAGAUCGCUGCAGGCUGCAGUCUGCAGUCGGAGUGUUGUAUGGUGGAGCAUUGAGACGCUGUGGACGGCAGCCGAUGGAGCAGAGCUACGGGGAGGUGAACCAGCUCGGCGGGCUCUUCGUCAACGGCCGGCCGCUCCCUCACGCGGUGCGGCUGCGGAUCGUGGAGCUGGCGCAGCUCGGGAUGCGGCCCUGCGACAUCAGCCGCCAGCUGCGCGUCUCUCACGGCUGCGUGUCGAAGAUCCUGGCCCGCUACAACGACACCGGCUCCGUCCUGCCCGGCGCCAUCGGCGGCAGCAAGCCCCGGGUCACCACCCCCGCCGUGGUGAAGAGCAUCCGGGACUACAAGCAGGGCGACCCGGGCAUCUUCGCCUGGGAGAUCCGGGACCGGCUGCUGGCGGACGGCGUGUGCGACAAGUACAACGUGCCGUCCGUGAGCUCCAUCAGCCGCAUCCUCAGGAAUAAGAUCGGGACUGUUGAGAGCAACAGACCGGCCCCGGCUCAGCUCCAGUACGGACACGUUUACCCGUACUCCUCCUACAGCACCGGGGCCGCGGUCAGCCACACCGGGACCAGGACCAGCGGCGGGCCAGGACACGUCGGCCUGCCGCGGAGCUGGCACAACAUCCUGGGCCUCCGAGCCUUCAUGGACCCGACAGCACUGUCUGGACCCGAUGGGCACACUGCCAAAAUGGAGGAUUGGACCAGUGUGAGAGCGUUUCCCUCUGGACUCAAUGGAGUGGAGAAAACCAACAACGAGUCCGACCUCAAAUAUCCACAGCAGUCUCCGUCCAGUCUGCCUGGUUACGUCUCAGCUUGUGCGUAUUCUCCGCCGAACCAGUACGGCGUUUACGGCGGUCCGGCAGCCAACUACAUGAGCACUGGACACCACUGGCAGCCCCAGUCUACCACUCUGACUCCCAGUCUGACUCCCAGUCUGACUCAGAGUCCGACUCGUCCCGGUACUGCUGCUCCACCGGAGGCCGCCGACUUUCACACAGCAGCAUGCUUUAAACUUCAACAAAGAGAAGAGGACAGGAAACCUCAGAGUCCUCUGUGCAAACAUCACCACGCUGCUCACAGAGUGUCUUCAGCCACAUGACGACAAUGAGGAAAUGCAGCACGAAGAAGAAGAUCGGAAGCUGAGGGGCCGAAUGUCAGCUUUUAGGUUUCUGAAGAGACUCGUGAUGAAGUAACUAACCUGCUUCCAACCUGAGGGAGAAAUCUCCUCGGGUUGCUACAGCUCAUCCAUCAUGAACUCCUUUUCGGGACAUUAUUUCAUGAUUUAUUGCUGUUUCUCAGGACGAGCAGCACACAGACAUGUGGUGAAGGAAAAACACACCAAAGGCAGCCAGAAAUGUAAAGUACACCACCAAAUGAAGUCUGUUUUUUUUAAAUAUUUGUUUUUUUACCCUGAACAGAAAUCAUUUGCAUUCCAACAAACACAGUUGGAUAAGGAUAAUUUUGCAUUUUAGGAAAUAUGCUUCUUCUCUUUCUUGCCAAGGGUGAUAUUGAUAUUUUUCUUGUGUAUGGUUUCUGGGCCGGUGAGAUUUUUUAGCCCAGAUGUUAGAAUAAAAUGUUGGCUUUACACAUUUCUGCAAUCAAUGCAUACGAUCCACAUUAUUGUACAUGUUAUUGGAAUCAGAUCGACAUUUCUUCCUAUUUUAAGGCAAACAAUAAUUUUCUAACCCUAACCAAGUGGUUUUUGUGCCUAAAACCUAACCAGACAAUAAACACAGCGUUGUGACAAGACAAAUUGGAAACUGAACCCUAAACAAACCCAAGUUGCAGCAGAAAAGGAAUGUUAAGUUUCAACAUACCUGUGGUUUGCGGAAGUGUACAUUACCAACAUUUCCUCUAGUGAUUGAGUUGAGAUACUUUUUGUUGCUCCCAGUUGUUGUGCUACGCUAAGCUAACCGGCUGCCGACUGUUUCAGCAUUAAUCCUUCAUCUAGCUCGCCACCAAAAAGCGAAUCCUGUGCAUGUGUAUUUCCCCAUCUGUUCAAACUGUUGCAUGACGCUCCACCUUUUUCCGUUAUUCCGUCUUGAAUUGGAAUAUCUUUAAAGUGCAUUGGAGCCGCAUGAUCUUGUAAACUAUAUCGGUAAAGCUGUAAGUAUAUUUUUCUAUGAAUGUGCUUUAAUAAAGACGUAAUGCAAUAGAA